GGUUUAGCACUUCCGUUAUUAGAUUCAUACGUGAGGGGAUCUGAAUCGAUAGUCAAGUUACGUUCAUGAUUUGAGGUCAACUGUAGGACAGUAUCAUUCUACUUCGAACACUCCAAGAGGAUUGUCAUACGAUAAGCUAGACUUCUAAUCACUAAGUUCAGUACUUCUGAAUACAGUAAGAAAAUGCCAAUCAAAAGCAUUAAAGCACGUCAAAUCUUUGACUCUCGUGGUAAUCCUACUGUAGAGGUUGAUCUGGUCACAGAAAAUGGACUCUUUAGGGCUGAGGUACCAUCAGGUGCUUCUACUGGUGUUCAUGAAGCUUUAGAACUUCGUGAUAAUGAUAAGUCGAAGUAUCAUGGAAAAUCUGUCUUCAAAGCUGUAGAAAAUAUUAACAGUAUCAUCACACCUGAAUUAUUAAAGUCAAACCUGGAAGUUACUCAACAGACAGAUAUUGAUAACUUACUUUUGAAACUUGAUGGUACACCAAAUAAGUCAAAACUUGGUGCAAAUGCACUCCUGGGUGUUUCAUUAGCUGUUUGUAAAGCAGGAGCUUCUAAAAAGGGAGUUCCUUUAUAUAAAUAUAUUGCAGAAUUGGCUGGAAAUCCCAAUAUUAUUCUACCAGUUCCAGCUUUCAAUGUUAUUAAUGGUGGUUCACAUGCUGGAAACAAGUUAGCAAUGCAGGAGUUCAUGAUUUUACCGACAGGUGCUGCUAAUUUCACUGAAGCUAUGAAAAUGGGUACUGAAGUCUAUCACCAUUUGAAAGCUGGUAUUAAAAAGAAGUUUGGACUUGAUGCUACUGCUGUUGGCGAUGAAGGUGGUUUUGCUCCAAAUAUCUUGGAGAACAAAGAAGCUUUAAAUUUGAUCAUAGAUGCUAUUAAAGUUGCUGGAUACGAUGGAAAAAUUAAGAUUGGUAUGGAUGUUGCUGCAUCUGAAUUCCAUAAAAAUGGAAAAUACGAUUUAGAUUUUAAAAAUGAAAAGUCUGAUCCAAAUACAUAUUUGGAACCACAAGCUUUGAAAAAUUUGUAUUUGGAUUUUGUCAAAGAAUUCCCAAUUGUAUCAAUUGAAGAUCCAUUUGACCAAGAUGACUGGGGUUCAUGGACUUCUAUGACAUCUUCCACUCCAAUUCAAAUUGUGGGUGAUGAUCUUACUGUUACAAAUCCUGAAAGAAUUAAGACAGCUAUUGAAAAGAAGGCUUGCAACUGUUUGUUGUUGAAAGUUAACCAAAUAGGUACUGUCACAGAAUCAAUUAAUGCCCAUAAACUUGCUAAGAGUGCUGGGUGGGGUACAAUGGUAUCUCAUCGUUCCGGAGAAACAGAAGAUACAUUUAUAGCUGACUUAGUUGUUGGUUUAUCGACUGGUCAAAUUAAAACGGGUGCACCUUGCCGUUCAGAACGUUUGGCCAAGUAUAAUCAGAUUCUUCGUAUUGAAGAAGAAUUGGGUGCAGCUGCCAAAUAUGCAGGAGAGAAAUUCCGUAAUCCUCAAGCUUAAACUGUAAUAUAUCUUUUUAUUAACACGAGACUCUAGUUGUUAUAUUUACUGCAAAAUAAAUUGAAUAUAUACUUUCAUAAUUGUUCAAAUUGUGUUAAUGAAGUAAUAUUGAAAGUCGUUACUGUUAUAGCAUAUCAGCCUCAAGAAAUAUUUAAUUGAUAGUGAUGAAUUCAAAUGGGAAUUACAAGGUAUAGGGUCUCUGUU
Molecule: messenger RNA, 1692 nt
Organism: Eufriesea mexicana
Lineage: Eukaryota; Metazoa; Arthropoda; Insecta; Hymenoptera; Apidae
Gene: Eno
Product: alpha-enolase
Exons: 7
Coding region: 184-1488 (434 amino acids)
Biological process (GO): glycolytic process
Cellular component (GO): phosphopyruvate hydratase complex
Molecular function (GO): magnesium ion binding; phosphopyruvate hydratase activity
Source: RefSeq, a predicted model, not a curated record